Molecule: messenger RNA, 429 nt
Organism: Ilex paraguariensis (yerba mate)
Lineage: Eukaryota; Viridiplantae; Streptophyta; Magnoliopsida; Aquifoliales; Aquifoliaceae
Source: the annotation of a GenBank genome assembly
AUGAAUAGUAUUGAGCGGUUGACCGAGCUAUUGGAUGAGCUUAUUAGCUUUGAGGCAGAGAAGUUUUACUUUGCCAUGAAUGCCUUAAGGUUGAAAAACCUAUAUUCUUGCCAUGAAUGCCUUAAGGUUGAAAAACCUAUAUUCUUUGUCUGGACUGAAGAGUUUGCUGAUAGUUUCAAGGAUGUUGGGCUUGAAGAGGCCGAAAAGCUUGGAAACGCUGAGGAAAGAUUGACAAACCUGAGCUUAAUUGAUAAGUUUGAGAUGUCAAUGCCAAGCUUGAUUGGAUAUGAGGCUGGGAAGCUUGAUAAGGCUGAAAAGCUUAAAGAUCACCUAAAGGCUGAAGAGUCUUGUCUUACUGAGGUUGAAGAACCUGGUCUUAUCAAGGUUACAGAGCCGGAUAGUAAGGUUGAAGAGCCAGGUCAUACCUAG